Messenger RNA from Closterium sp. Yama58-4, 2517 nucleotides. Lineage: Eukaryota; Viridiplantae; Streptophyta; Zygnematophyceae; Desmidiales; Closteriaceae. The record is from the annotation of a GenBank genome assembly.
AUGUCCUCGCCCGCAAACACCAACGCCGCCGCCGCCGCCACCGGAUCGUCGAACGGAUCCGGCGCAGUCGAAUCGCCGUUACCGUUCUGCAACGGAGUGUGGGAGGACGCCGCGCCAGGAAGCCUCGCGGCGCGGCUGCUGUCGUCGUCAACGGAGGAGCUCUUCGACGUCCCUGGCGACGACGGCAUUCCCUUGGACGCCGGCGGAGAAGCCUCGCUGCGCCAGUCCUCCGGUCCGCACCAUCAUCCGUCGCCUUUCGGCUCUGACGAUCUCCAGUCUUGGCAGGCUAUUGACGCCGAUCAAGCCGCGCCCGUCAUGUCCGGCAAGCUGGCGCGGCUCGCUAGUUUGCAAAGUCAGCACUUUCAGGCGUCCGUUGAAUCUCAGCAAAUGAGCGGCCCGCCAUUACAGCGACUGUUAUCGCAGAGCUCCAUCGGCAGCAACUGCAGCGGCCCGUUCCAUCACGCCGCGCUUGCCGUCCAGUUACACUCCGAGACCUUCUCCGUAGACGGCGGCGCAUCUUCCGCCGGCGGCCCAGACGGGCAUUCGACGACGCCCACGGGCCUAGCGGCGUACCUUCUGUCGGCUCCUCUCGAGGCGCUCUUCGACGUCCCCGAGGAGGAAGAUCCCUCCGCGCUCUCCGCAGCUGGCGCAGGGCCUGAUGGCGACCCGAGCGCGAGUGGACUGAGAUUAGAUCUCCUCGCGAUCCAGCGAGGCGAGACGCCGCCUUUGCCGCCGCAGCACCCGUCGGGCAUGUUCUCUCCGGACCCUUCGACCUCCGCCGCAUCUGCCGCUGCUGCGGAAAUGUACGUUAACUAUCCCGGGCCGAUCUUCUCCGCGCCGCUCGGCGCCGUCCCAGCUCGACCGAAAGGCCACCGCCACGGGUCGGCCAACGGCAUGCCACGUCAUAUCAAGCGCGUGCUGAGUUGCAACGACGCCCCGCCAGAUCAGGGCUUGCAAGGCGCGUAUGGCACGGGCACGGCGUUUCCUAACGCGCAGGAAUCCGGCUGGUUCCGCGCAUCCGGACCCCUCGCCGGGGGCACGUCUUCCGCGCGCCAGAUCGCCGUUGCGCCUUCCAGCCAAUCCUCGAGGAAAUACGGAUACGCGCCGCAGCAGAAUCACGGUUACAGCCAGCGGCAAGUCCCCGGCGGCUCGUGCGCCGACUCCGACCCCUGCUCCGCGUCUUCCGGCGCCGGUUGCGCGUCGUUCCUCCGCCCGAACACGGGCAGCGCGAGCAGCAGCACGGGCAGCGACAACAGCAGCGGCAGCGACAGCGGCAGCAACGUCAGCCCGUGGCAGAUUGUGGGCGCAGCGUCGGGGAACGCGAGCGGGAGCGAAUCGUACGAUGAGGUCUCUCCGCAUAGCGCCUCGUUCGCCCGCCAUAAGACCACGGGAUCGGUCGAGUUCGCGCGGUCGCGCUCCGGAAGUUACAGCGGCGCGCCGAUGCUGUCCCCGCAGCACCAGCAGCAAGUAAUGCACAUGCAGCUCGGCGGCGCGUCGUUCGGAAGAAGCAGCACUGCCAACGGCCACUUCAGCGCAACGUGCGCCAACGGCAGCGGCGGGUUCUCCGCGGGAGGUAGCGGGGCCGGCGGCGGAGGGCCCGGGGCGCAAGGGGGCAGCGGGACGGAUCGAUGGGUGUCGGCCAUGGGUCCCGUGCUGACGCCCAUCGAGCAGUCGCCCGUUACUUCCGACCGUUACAACCCGUCCGUCGCUGCUGUCGCCAUCGCGAACGGAUCCGUGUCGUCUUCUUCCCUGCGAUCCACGCCUGUCGCGUCGGGUGCUUUCGCGCGCGUCUCGGGCGGUGGUGCUGAUGCCGCCUGCAGCAGCCCGGCGGCUGUAGCGGAGCUGACUCCGCAGCAGAGGAUGCUACAGCAGCAGCUGCAGCAGCAGAUGGCUAUGAUGAUGAUGAUGGAGGGGUCUGCUGCUGCUGCCGUCUCCUCCGCUAGUGCUACAGCAGCAGCGAUGCAGCCGUCGCAGAGCAAGGAGCGGUCCAUGGUUAAAGCCAGCAGCUGCAACCAGCUGCACAUGCCGCAGCAGCAGAGGCAGCCACAGCUGACCUUUGGCGGCAUGCCGUAUCACCACGUGCACACCCCCAGCCACCGCCACCAGCGUCACCUAUCUGGUAACUCCCCUUCGGAGUCCGUGUCCGGGGCUGGAGGAGCGGGCCCUGCCGGACCUGGGAGUGCGAUUUCCGAGGCUGACCUGCGAGGGUUGGAGGAGGAGAUGCGGCAGCUGGAGGCGGACAUGGCUCGGCUGCAGGCGAACCCGGCGCGGCUGGCGCAGCUGAGCGCGCAGGACAAGCAGCGCGUGCAGGCGGCUGCUGCGGAGAUCGGCAGCAUGCGCGCGUGCCUGGCGCGCCGCUCCCCCUCCACAGCCACGCUCAUGUUUGAUGGUUCCCCGGGCGCUAGGCCUGUGGUUGGGGGGAGUUAUCAUGGGGGUGCUGGGGCGGGGCUCGCGCUGGGGAUUGGGGGCGGGAGGAAGGGCGGGGUGUUUGUUGCAGGUGAUGUGGAUGACAUGUGA